This is a messenger RNA of Ruditapes philippinarum (Manila clam), 2806 nucleotides long. RefSeq names its product multiple epidermal growth factor-like domains protein 11. The transcript has 5 exons. NCBI's taxonomy places the organism in Eukaryota, Metazoa, Mollusca, Bivalvia, Venerida, Veneridae. Gene Ontology annotation, molecular function: scavenger receptor activity. The record is from RefSeq and is a predicted model, not a curated record. The coding region runs from base 1 to 2349 and encodes 782 amino acids.
AUGGAUCUGAGAUGGCUUAUACUUAUCACGUUACAAUAUGUGAAAUUAGACGAUGCAGGUGAUUGUCCCAUUGAGCACUGCAGACACUGUACAACUCCUAAAGAAUGCUCUGUAUGCACGUUGGGCUGGUUUGGAGAACAAUGUGAGCACAAAUGCAAUUACAAUGAUUCUACGUGUUCAAUAUGCAGUGAUUCAUAUCUCAGAAAAAGUUUCAAAAAGUUUGACAAAGAUUUUUGCUUUGGAUGUUCAAAAACUGAGUAUAUUUUAAACGGUACCUGUAAACAAUGUCCACAAAACUGUGACUCAUGUAUUGAUUUGAUUAAUUGUACUAAGUGUAAGACAGGAUACUUUGGAUCGUCAUGUCAGAAUGAAUGCCCUGUUAAUUGUGAAAGCUGUAAAUCUCCUGAUUUGUGUACCUCUUGCAAAAAUGAAUGGCAGGGUAGUUCUUGUCAAUGCAGUCCAAACUGUUUAAAAGAGGGAAAUUCGUCUGAAUGGUGCAAUGAGAAUGGGACGUGUACGAAAGGUUGUAUCAAAGGGAAAAGAGGAAGCAUGUGUAACUUAGAUUGUCUAGAGAGUGAUUCAUGUAUUGAAUGUGAUCAGUAUACUUAUCGAUGCCUAAAGUGUUCAAAUGGGUGGUAUGGGACAAUUUAUUGCAAUAAAACAUGUGGACAUUGUUUUCCUGACAGUAAAGGAGAUAUUGUCUGCAAUAUUGAUGGAGGAACAUGCAACAAUGGAUGUGCUGACGGAUAUUUUGGUCAAACUUGUAAUGAUAAGUGCGAAAAUUGUCUGGCUCAUACGCAAGACGUCGUGGUGAAGUGUAACAGUACAAGUGAAAAAUGUAACACAUCUUGUUUUAAUGGUUUCUUUGGUAAAGACUGUGAAAAAGAAUGCAGCCCAAGCUGUUUUGAUCCAAUAGCAAACACAAGCAAGUGUGACAAAGAGAGUGGCCAAUGUAUAUAUGGUUGUAUCCCUGGUGUGUAUGGUGAGAGAUGCGAUAUGAAUUGUAGCGUAUAUUGGUCUAAUACUACUUGCAAUCAAAGUACGGGCCAGUGUAUGAACGGGUGUAUUAAAGGAUGGUAUGGCUUGAACUGCACACUUGCUUGUAGCGAUACUUGUCUCAAUCAGUCGUGUAAUAUAUCGUCGGGGUAUUGUGAUGUCGGGUGUGAAUCUGGUUGGUUUGGGGAUAGUUGUCAAGACGCGUGCAGCAUGAAGUGUGCUAACAGAUCGUGCUCAAGAGAAUCUGGAUUGUGUGAUAAUGAAUGUUUAGAUAGUAUUAAUGGUACAAACUGUUUAAGAAGCUGUAUUGGAAAAUGCAAAGACAACUCGUGUGACAGACAUACAUCGUGGUGUAUACUCGGUUGCGAGACUGGAUACGAGGGGCUCUUUUGUAAUGAAACAAUGCAGACCGAUUUUGGUUCAAUGGUUAUAGUUACAAACGCUGGUAUCGCUGGGGCUUUAAUAGUGUUCUCGAUUUUCUUUGUAGUGUCCGUCGCCAUACGAUAUGCGGUGUGUCCACGACGAAGGAGAAAUAUAAACAAUUCCACAAAAGAAAAUGUUGAAUCAAUUUAUGACGAAAUUUGUGAGAAUACAGAUGAGAUGGCCAUACUUACAAAUUGUAUGAAUGAAGAUGUUGAUUUGGAUAUAAUGGUUGAUUCUCGACUCGAUAAUGCAAGCUUUUCUAGAUGCAAUACAAGCAGAGGUGACCAUUAUGGUAAAUUGAUUGACACAGGAACUCAGAACAAUGAGUAUACGGACCUGACAUAUUUAACAGUCAUGAAUUCAAGAACUCCCAUACCACAACUUCCUCCAAGAACUGCGGUAUCAAACGCACCAAAUGACGUUAUGGAUGAAGAUGUUAAUUUGGAUAUAAUGGUUGAUUCUCGACUCGAUAAUGCAAGCUUUUCUAGAUGCAAUACAAGCAGAGGUGACCAUUAUGGUAAAUUGAUUGACACAGGAACUCAGAACAAUGAGUAUACGGACCUGACAUAUUUAACAGUCAUGAACUCAAGAACUCCCCUACCACAACUUCCUCCAAGAACUGCGGUAUCAAACGCACCAAAUGACGUUAUGGAAGGUCUCUUAAAAAAUUGUGGCAGUAUCCGUCCAAUGGAUUUGAAUGAUAUCCCUCGUGCACUAUACGGCUUUAAAAAUUCUAUCAGUGAACAGAUAGAUACCCAGGAAUGUAAUUAUAUUGACAUGAAUAUGUCUAAAACCGAUGGAGAUUUUUUGACAAGGUCAAUGGAGAUGUGUAUUGGAAAACAGCAAGAUUGGAAGCAAAAUCGUCCUGAUUUAAAACUUUCAUCUAGCAACGAGAGUGACCAAAAUGAUUAUUUACACCCAAUCUGCUAGUAGUACUUGCUGUUUUGUAUGAUUCUGUUUGAUAUGUAAAAUACUUUAUAUUGUAUGAUAUUGAUGAACAAAUUGACCUAAAAUGUUACAUGACAGUUUUGAUAGUUAUUACGUGUUUUGAAGCACUUUUGUUAAACAUAUACUAUCUCUUGAAUUGUUUUGAAAUUUCAUUUUUUUUCUUCAUGUAUUAUCUUACAGUUUGUAUUAUAUAAAUGAAAAUAAAAAGCUGACAAUUCUACCGGAAAUAAUGCUUCUCAUGAGUGUAUGCCACCUCUGGACCAGCAACAUUGUUCAUCACAAAACAAUACAGACGUUGUUUAACAGGAAAAUAAAUAAGAUAGAAAGUAUAUAAUGAUUAAUUGAGUCAUGUUUGACAAUUAAUUUCCACUGCUCUAAUUAGUCAAUCUCUUAUCAUGUACAUAUCCUAUCUUAAUGAAACAUAAAUAAUAUGUGCUUU